Molecule: messenger RNA, 1914 nt
Organism: Peniophora sp. CBMAI 1063
Lineage: Eukaryota; Fungi; Basidiomycota; Agaricomycetes; Russulales; Peniophoraceae
Source: the annotation of a GenBank genome assembly
AUGACGAUGACCUCUUCUUCUGCCUCGAAUAUACAUAUUGCCGACUCGUCCGGACCGUCGCCCGGCACCGCUACGGUGUCCGAGACGCCCGCCACAGCGAGCGACCUCUCUUCUCUUUGGUCUCAAGCCUUCCAUAAAUACCAUGACAAGACUGGGAUCGACCCGCGAACGCAUGCUCUCACCAAGAAUCUAGCGAAUUGCAGCACGGUCGACGAGAUUAUGCAUCUCUUCGAUACGAAGAUGCAGGAAUUCAAGACCUUCCGCGUCGGCGAUCCCAACUCGAAGUGGAUCAAACUCCGAAACGACUAUCUUAAGCCGGCCGUCAAGGUCGUCCUCUGCUUGAAUGACGCUUUCGCCGAAACGGCAGCGUACUUCCCUGUUGUCCCAGGCGGCAAGGCCAUUUUCGUGGCUUUCGGUGCACUUCUCCUCGCGACGGAUGGGAUGUCGAAGCGCUAUGACGCUCUCAUAGACCUGUUCGAGGAGAUACCCUUCUUCCUCGAUAGCGUGCGCGUGCGCGAGUCGAAUCCGCAGAGUUGGGGCCCCGCCUCCAAGAACAUCGCCGCGGCGAUUCUUGCUCACCUUCUCGAAGUCAUGGCACUCGCCUUCACGUUAAUGAAACCCAGCUCCAAAGUCGACCACCUGCAGCGCAUAGUUCACUUUGGGCAGAGUCUGGCGGGGAACACGGACAUGCAGGAUGCUCUUCGGCGGUUGCGCCGCCUUACGAAUCUCGAGAUACGUGCCAUAACCUCAGAACUACGUGUCGAGGCCGCGGAGAGUUUGAAGAUUACGAAGGCGUUGAUGGGCGAUCUUGCUGCGAUGGACAUAGCGUAUUCAAACCACUUCACCGAUCUCGCUACACGUCUACAAGAUGAGCAUACCGAGGCAUCAACGGAGCGUGCGUUGGCAGCAGAAGAACGCGCUCAAGCGACGGAGGAACGUUCUCGAGCGGAAGCAGCACGUACUCGCGAACAGCAAGAGCUCGGACAGAUCAGACAUACACAGGCCCACGCUGCUGCUAAUGCUGCCCUCGACAGAUUAGAUCGCCUGGAUAAGGCCGAUCUUGCUGCCCAGACACGAUCUGCUUGCCUUCCUGGAACCCGUAUCAAGCUUCUCGCCGAUCUUUCGGCAUGGAGUCGCAACCCUGAUGGGCCACGCACCUACUGGUUGAAUGGCAUGGCAGGGACCGGGAAGUCUGCGAUCGCGCGCUCAUUUGGCGAACAUCUGCGAGAUCAUCGCCUUCUCGGUGGCAGUUUCUUCUGUUCUCGUGAAAGUGAUGCCGAAUUGAAGGAUUCCAAGCGGAUCGUCCCCACGCUUGCUGCUACAUUGGCUGCUCUCGAUUCUGGCUAUAAGCUUGCUCUUAUGCCUGUCCUUGAGAAGUACUCAGCUGAAUCUCGUCCGAGCACGUGGGGUCUUCGUGAGCAGGUUGUGAGGCUCUUCUGCGAGCCAUUUGCUUCAGGUUAUGCACCGCACAUGCCGAGCUAUAUCUUGAUUAUUGAUGCUUUGGAUGAAACGAGCGAUAUGACGGUUGAGGAACUUUUGAAAGCACUCAUCGAUCGGUCUGCCGAUAUUCCGGUCAGAUUUUUCCUGACUUCCCGACCCGAGGAGCAUAUCCAACAAGGUCUAAGAACUGUUGAGAAAUGUUUACAACUGCAUGACAUCGAGAAGGACAUUGUCGAGGCUGAUAUUCAAUGUUAUGUUGCUCAUCGAAUGCAGAAUGUCAUCGCAGAGUUCGAUCACCUUGAUUUGCCCCUGGAUUGGCCAUCACCAGAUGAUGUCAGCUCGCUUGCUGCUCUUGCUGGAGUUUUGUUCAUUCAUGCCUUUACUACGACUGAAUACAUACGUGGACGUGGGGGGAAUCCAGUUGAUCGUCUCCAGAGUGUUCUCAAACUUGAGCACAAUCCCAGAAGGUUCUGA